Messenger RNA from Neoarius graeffei (lesser salmon catfish), 6363 nucleotides. RefSeq names its product SEC14-like protein 1. The coding region runs from base 226 to 2382 and encodes 718 amino acids. Lineage: Eukaryota; Metazoa; Chordata; Actinopteri; Siluriformes; Ariidae. Gene Ontology annotation, biological process: negative regulation of RIG-I signaling pathway. Gene Ontology annotation, molecular function: RIG-I binding. The transcript has 16 exons. The record is from RefSeq and is a predicted model, not a curated record. Gene Ontology annotation, cellular component: cytoplasm; cytosol.
UUGAGACGCGCCCUCGGUCUGUCAGUUGAGUGUGCAGGGCGCAGAGAGAGCUCUCAGUGCGGUCGGAGAUGGUUCCUGAGCGGGGAGAGGAGCUGCAGCUGGAUGGAGGAGAUAUUUAGCGGAGGAUUUCUCGUUCAGCCUGUCUCAGAGUUUCUCACGCACCCCUCGCGGACCUGUAACCCGAUAUAAACCCCUUUCCCCGGACGGUGUGAGAUCAAACCCACGAUGGUGCAGCAGUAUCAAUCCCCCGUCCGUGUCUAUAAGCACCCCUUUGAGCUGGUCAUGGCGGCGUACGAGAGGAGGUUCCCCACGUGUCACCUCAUCCCCAUGUUUGUGGCCAGCGACGUCCUCAGCGAGGAAACAAGUGAGGACAACUCCAUGCACAAAAUUGAGAGGCGGUGCAAGCUGGAUGUCGACGCCCCUCGACUCCUGAAAAGGAUCGCAGGUGUGGACUAUGUUUACUUCAUCCAGAAGAACACACUGAACUGCCGAGAGAGGACGCUGCAUAUUGAGUCGCACAACGAGACCUUCUCCAACCGCGUCAUCAUCCACGAGCUCUGCUGCUACUCGGUUCACCCCGAGAAUGAGGACUGGACGUGUUUCGAGCAGUCGGCCAGCCUGGAUAUCAAAUCCUUCUUCGGGUUCGAGAGCACUGUGGAGAAAAUUGCCAUGAAGCAAUAUGCUAACAGCAUCAAAAAGGGUAAAGAGAUCAUCGAGUACUACCUGCGUGAGCUGGAGGAGGAGGGCAUUACCCACGUGCCCCGAUGGAGCCCUAGUACCACCCUCAUUCAGCCGGUCAUCUCGAUCACACCCCCGGCUCCUCCUACUACUGCCCCCAUCGCAAUCACUGCUCCUGCUGAGACCAGCAAAGAUGUGGUGGCAUGUAAAGAAGGCAGCAGUCCAGUAGGCAGCGCCAACGAGCCACUCGCCGCCACUCCUGAUGAUAAACUGGAUGCUGAUUACAUCAACCGUUACCUGGGUGACCUCACACCUCUGCAGGAAAGCUGCCUCAUACGCCUCCGCAGCUGGCUGCAGGAAACGCACAAGGGCAAGAUCCCAAAGGACCAGCACAUCCUGCGCUUCCUGCGAGCGCGAGACUUCAACAUGGACAAAGCGCGAGAGAUCCUGUGUCAGUCUCUCACCUGGAGGAAGCAACACCAGGUGGAUUACCUGCUGGACACCUGGAGCUCACCGCAGGUCCUCCAUGACUUCUACACUGGGGGCUGGCACCAUCACGACCGCGAUGGCCGUCCUCUCUAUAUCCUGCGUCUGGGACAGAUGGACACUAAAGGUCUGGUUCGAGCUCUGGGGGAGGAGUCCCUGCUCAGACAUGUUUUGUCCAUAAAUGAAGAGGGAUUGAGGAGGUGUGAAGAGAACACCAAGGUCUUUGGACGCCCAAUCAGUUGUUGGACGUGUCUGGUGGAUCUGGAAGGUUUGAACAUGAGGCAUUUGUGGCGUCCGGGUGUUAAAGCUCUGCUGCGCAUCAUCGAGGUGGUGGAGGCAAAUUACCCAGAAACCCUCGGGCGUCUCCUCAUCCUGCGUGCCCCCCGGGUCUUUCCUGUGCUCUGGACUCUGGUGAGUCCGUUCAUCGACGAGAACACGCGUAAGAAGUUCCUGAUCUACGCCGGAAACGACUAUCAGGGCCCUGGCGGUCUGGUGGAUUACAUCGAUAAGGAAGUCAUCCCCGACUUCCUGGGUGGAGAGUGUAUGUGCGAGGUCCCCGAGGGCGGCCUGGUUCCCAAAUCUCUGUACAGAACCCCUGAGGAACUAGAGAACGACGGCAUCAAGCUGUGGACGGAGACCAUUUACCAGAGUGCCAGCGUCUUUAAAGGAGUGCCGCAUGAGCUGCUGAUCGAGAUCAUCGACGCCUCCUCCGUGAUCACCUGGGACUUCGACGUGUGUAAAGGAGAUGUGGUCUUCAACAUCUACCACUCCAAACGGGCUCCUCAGCCCCCCAGGAAGGAGGCGCUGGCGUCUCACAGCAUCACGUCGCCCGGGGGCAACAAUGUGCAGCUCAUCGACAAGUCGUGGCAGCUGGGGCAGGACUACAGCAUGGUGGAGUCUCCACUCACCUGUAAGGAGGGAGAGAGCGUACAGGGUUCUCAUGUGACGCGCUGGCCUGGGUUCUACAUCCUGCAGUGGCGGUUCCACUCGAUGCCUGCAUGCGCCACCACCAACCUGCCGCGUGUGGACGACGUGCUGGCGACGCUGCAGGUCUCGUCCCACAAAUGUAAAGUCAUGUACUACACCGAGGUCCUGGGUUCAGAGGACUUCAGGGGUUCGAUGACGAGUCUGGAGUCGAGUCACAGCGGCUUCUCUCAGCUCAGUGCCGCCACCACGUCCUCCAGCCAAUCACAAUCCAGCUCCAUGAUCUCCAGGUAGAGCCGGGAGACACAAGAUGGAGGACGGAGGGGGAGGGGUCACAAGAUGGAGGACAGAGGAAAAUAAUUACACGCAUUUGAGAAGUGCCGUGGCGUUAAAGGGCUUUAAAGAUCUGCGUUGCCAUGGUGCUCGGCUGAGCUGCUGGUCAGGUCACUGAGCACUUCCUGUUUCCUGUUUUUCAGUCUGAUGGGCCAAGCAAUACAAGUACUGUCUGAUCUGUAAAAGCAGGACGAGUUGUUACACACAGCACAGGAAUACUGUAUACACACUUUUUGGGGUUUUUUUUUUGGGGGGGGGGGGGGGGGGGUUUGCUGACGGAUUCAGCGUUUAUAGGUCAAAGGUCAGGUUUGUAAACGUGGCAAAGCGUCCACACAAAGCAAUAAACAUUUCUCUUCGUGUUUAUCGCGAGCGUGUCGUGUGUUUCAGUGGUGUUUAAGGGUGCUCCGUACUCGGUUUGUUAGUUAUUAGCUUACUUUUAUUCUAAUUUUUUGUUAAAUUUAAUUAAUCCUAAAGAUUUCAACGCCUUCGUCCAGUUUAUGAUCUCACGAACUGAUCCGUUUCUAUGCAUUGAAAAACCUGGGGAAAAAAUGCCAAUAUUUUUGUUUUAUAGGUCAAAAACGAAAGUGGUUUGGGUUGGACUGGAUGGUUUUUUUUGUUUGUUUUUUUUUUGUUUUUAAAUCAGAAAUUGUGUCAAAUUGCAUGUUCAUAUUACAAUUAGAUGGUUAACGUUGGCAAUGGAACAGAUCUCGUGUUUUAAUAAAUAAAUAAAACUUUAUAGCAUGAAAAGUGUCGAAUGCGGCAGCCUGAGUAGUUCAGAAGAUUUCUCAAAGUGAACCAGAUGUCCAGCAAGGCCGUGAAUUAUUGUUUUUAACAAAACUUUCUCUAUCUCAGGCUAGCAAAGAACAAUGUAUGAAAGGCAUGAAUUUUAAACUGCAAGUUUUAGGGGCUCCCCCAUUAGGUUUUUUUUUUUGGGGGGGGGGGGGCCUUCCCAUCUAAACUCGAAAUGACCCAUGCUAGCUAGCAAACCGUAACGCACUGUAGCUAGCCGAUAGCUUUACAACUUGUAUGGGGCAUUAAAUAUCUUAAAAAUUCAUGGCCUUUCUAGACACCUGCAAUUAUUAUUAUUAUUUUUUUUUAAUAUAUAUAUAGAGGUCGAUUUAUUGCAAGCAGUGGUUUUUCAGGUCAGUUUAUUUAUUUUUUUUUUCCAAAUUAAGUAUCAAAAUUGUAACAGUUUUACUGCGUGUGAGCAGGUCGUGUGUGUGUGUGUGUGUGUGUGUGUGUGUAUUACUAGUAGUAGUAUUUAACUCAUCUCCAUUAUAUAAACGAGGGCAUGUCACUCAGGUAACGUUUACUUUACUCACCCGUGACAUACCUGUGCAGGUGAGUGAUGAGGUCAUGAGCUGAGCUGAGGAGAACCUUACUUCGAGAAAGGUCAUGGCUGUGUUCCAAAACCAAAGUGUUCAAUCUUGAAUGUUUUCCGAUAGUUACGAUUUAAAACAAGAGAGGGUUCGUUGUGAUGCUCGCUCAACCAUUUAGUGAAGACUGGAGUGCACACUUGGUAGGGAGACUAGUUUUGUUUUAUAUAUAAAAUGUCCAGCAGGUUGUAACACUUGGGUUUUCAUCAUUCAGGUCGUGGGUUUAAACCUGAGACACCGAGUGCGAGGACAUUUCAGGAAGCCGUCUUUUAGCAAAUCACGGCUGUGUUUCAAAUCCAAACUGGCACGAGCUUUUCUAAACUACUGUUUACUCUGGAAGGUGAAUUCGUACGUCUCGUGUGAUCAUCUGUGAAAUUAUCUUGGCUUUGUUCCAAAUCAAAACUGGAAAAGGUGGGCUUUUUUUUUUAAAGGGGAAAAAAAUCAGAGAGCGAGGGAGAGUAUAAGUCUCACUCAACCGUUUUUGUGACCUUCACGCUUUGGUGCUUUUGAACAGAGCGAUGAUGAGGUUGGUGAGGUGAGAUGAACACCCCAGCUGGAUGUGUUCCAAAUCGGAGCUGGAACACUCACGUGCCAAGUGUUUAGACUUGAAAGAGGAAAAAAUGUGAUGCGUGUUGUGGAUUUCAGAUUUACUCAAGUUGGUGUUUGAGUUGAUAAUGGUGGGUUUUUUUGUUUGGGUUAUUUUUUUUUCUUUUUUUUUUUUUUUCUUUUCACUCCACAUUUCAGGCUGUGUUCCAGCUCAGAAACUGGAAAAUUCAAGGUGUGGUUUUCUGAUUAAAUACAUGAGUUCUACUGUGUACUUGGUGGAGAGGCUUGUGAAGGGUGGGGUUUUUUAAUAAACAUUUCCGAUCAUGAUAAAUAUAUUUAUAUUUUUACAUUUUACAUGUCAUGCACAAAAGCACAGGUUUGUCGUCACAUUUCCACCAUUUUUGAGUGCAUUUUUUUUGGGGGGGGGUUAUCGGUUAGCUAAAUGCUAGGCACUUUCUGGAUGUUGAGAUGCACACGACGUCUGUUCUUUCCUCAACAGUUUACAGCGACGCAACAGACUGGACAAUCUCCUCACAAUGCAGCAUCGCAUUGGCGUCAUGUUCACGUUUGUUCUUGUGUGACUAGCAAAGUAGGGCUAACGCGAACAGAGAAACAGGGCUGCACCCAUAUCGCGUUGUAGCUCCGCCCCUUUUAUUAUCACUCUCGCAACAGAAAAGACAGACGUCAGCAAGGAUUAUGGUUUACAAACAUUUACGAAGCUCAUUCGCUCAUUGUUUCAUGUUUUCAACUACAUGCAAAAAGUGGUGGAAUUGCAUUUUGGCUCUCCUCCCCCCCAUUAAAGACUCCAAAAGCCCCGCCCACUUUUUAAAAAUCAGUCUCUGAAAUCGAUUUUGGUAAAUUUUCAGAGCAACCAGAUGUAAAUGCAUCUUUCACAUCCUGUGUCCUUUCAAUGAAAUGGAUUUUCUGUACCAAGUACCCCCCCCCCCCCAAAAAAAAAUCACCAUAGUAGCAGGUCAAAGAAAUCUUAACCAAAAAAGCAACUUGUGGGCGUGGCCUGCCAUUUGCGGUCAAUGGUGAUGGCCAGAACGUACUGCCCUGAUUUAUGUACACCGUUAUCGUUAUUGCGGAGUUGGUGAUUUUUACAUCCAGACGUAGAACUGGAUUAGUGACGGUCACAUGGUGCGUUUUCAAAACAGCCAAUCGGAGCGUCUUGAUCCGGCUCAUCAUGUAAUGAGAUUCAGAACGUGAUCCGCAUCACAGCUUUUAUUAGCUGCUGCACUCUGGCUCAUGUGACGUGAACUCUGUAACCAUAGCAACAUGCUUAACUACUGCUCUUAUCAAGCUGAGCUUUCUGGAAUAACUUUAAUUUAUAUUGGAAACGCAGAUAAACUAUUUGGCUUGAAAAUUUGAGUUUUUUUUUUUUUUUUAAACGUCACGUAUCAUAUUGUAUUGUAUCGUCAAACGUCCCAAAAAUGUUUUGCUUGGUCAACAAAUGUUUUCCGUUUAAUUUCCAUCUCCUCUUCUCUCACUGAGACUUUUUCACCAGCACGCCACGUGUUUGUGGGUUGAAGGCGUGAAAGCAGCCUGCGACAUUCGACAAACUUGAACUGAAGCAAUUACAAGAACUGAAAUCUUUAUUACAUUAACAGAAUUAAUGAAAUGGUCAUGAUUUUCUUUACAGCAGGUCAUAAAGGUGACGCAGAAUUCCAUGAAACUUCAUGAUCCUUCAUUGACAUCGUUGGGGUUUUUGUUUUUUGUUUUCCUGCUCUAAAGCUCACUCACUGUCUCAGCGUGGUGUGAGGACGUCUUUCUCUGCUCGCUGUUUGCCAUACCAUACGAGGGCUAUGUAUAUAAUAAUAUAUAACUGUCUUUUUGUUUUUUCUUUUCAUGAAUGUCUGUUUCUCAUCCACGCACGCGCUGGGCUCCUCGUUCGCGCACACUGCAUAUCUUUCUCUCAUUUAAAUAACUGUGUAAAGAUAAACCUUUGAGAUUAAUAUACGAGAGAGCACCUUUACAUUUGUUUUUCUUUGGAAAUUAUUAAACUUGAAUUAAGAGAUCA